UUCGUGGCAAAGAGACGAUGACGUCAGGGGGAGUGAGGUGAAAGAAGGGAACGGCACGGCCAUUCCAUUUCCGCUUCUUUCCUGCGCUCACUAUAUUCGCUUACUCCCUCUCGUUCACGCGUGUAUUUGUGCGUGCGAUUCACGUCGUCUUUGUUUUCCUCCUCUCCCUUUCAUGGAAUCUCUGCGGGAACAAGUGAUGAUCAACCAAUUCGUGCUCGCAGCCGGAUGCGCCCGGGAACAAGCCAAGCAACUCCUUCAAGCUGCUCACUGGCAAUUUGAGACGGCAUUGAGUAUAUUUUUCCAAGAAGCGGCCAUCCCUGUGUGUAAUCAGAAGAGUAACCACUCAAAUCCGCUGAUCACACCAGCGAACACCCCAGCAACUCCUCCAAAUUUUCCAGAAGCACUGCUAUCCUUCUCAAAACUCUCUACAUCAGAGAAGCUCAGUACCUCACCUUCCUCAGGGAUGAUGUGCACAUGGACAACAGCAUCCACAGCUAGUCCUCCUUGUAUCAUCACAAGUACGAGUGCACAACGCAGCACCCAGAUCCCCAUCCCAGCUGCAGGUCAAUCUCAUCCACAUGGCCAGCAGAGAUAAGAUGCAAGGAUAAAGGCAUCUUUUGGCAUCUGCUGAAUUGAUUUGCAUGGGACUCCUUCACAUCGGUCAAGCAGGAUCGAUUCGUAGUACCUGAGAUGGAAAGAAAAAAGCUGCACAGACCUGGUUGGGCUUUGUGUUGACUGGUCUGGUGAUAUAUGCUACUGCUUUGAGUCACUCUCCCCAAUAGGAAUGCAUCCCUCCAUUUGUGACUAUCUUCAUGCCAAAGAGGAGUGAAGUAUGAAGACAAGUGUUGGCUACUAUGUUAGCAAGAAUUUUUGUUUUUCUAUUGGUAUUUUUUCCUCAAUAUCUCUGAAAGACACCAGAUGUGAUUGGAGAGUCGUGUAGUUGUGAUGUGCCAGCUCUCCCCUUUUGUUUUGCAUUGUGGACGUGUAUACAAAGGAG
This is a messenger RNA of Darwinula stevensoni, 997 nucleotides long. The record is from the annotation of a GenBank genome assembly. Lineage: Eukaryota; Metazoa; Arthropoda; Ostracoda; Podocopida; Darwinulidae.